AUGAAGAAAUUUUAUGGUAGUGGUGAUGGUGGUGGUGGUGAUCGUGGUGGUGGUAGUGGUGGUGGUGGUGGUGAUGAUGGUGAGCGGGGAGAGCGGGAGGGCAGGGAGCGGGGGAGUGAGAGGAGGAAAGGGGGCGAUAGGAUUGAUAGGAGUUCCAAACAUCAGUUCAUUCAUUCAUUCAUUCAUUCAUUCAUUUCGUUAUCAUCGAUUUGA
Molecule: messenger RNA, 213 nt
Organism: Cercopithifilaria johnstoni
Lineage: Eukaryota; Metazoa; Nematoda; Chromadorea; Rhabditida; Onchocercidae
Source: the annotation of a GenBank genome assembly